AUGGAGCAGUUCAAACUACAUCUUCAGUACAUGAAGCUGGCCAGCCUGCGGCAUGCAGAAGAGUUCAAGGUGGCUAAGCGCACCAAGAAGGUUGGGAUUGUGGGUAAAUAUGGUACCCGUUAUGGUGCGUCCCUUAGGAAAAUGGUGAAGAAGAUUGAAAUUAGCCAGCAUGCCAAAUAUACCUGCUCCUUCUGCGGCAAGACCAAAAUGAAGAGGAAGGCUGUGGGUAUCUGGCACUGUGGAUCCUGCAUGAAGACAGUUGCUGGUGGUGCCUGGACUUACAAUACCACCUCUGCAGUGACAGUCAAGUCUGCGAUCAGAAGACUGAAGGAAUUGAAGGACCAGUAGACGCUACAUCCUGUUCUCCUUGUGCAACAUCCUUUUUUCCCACUGCCAAGAUCUGUCCUUUUAACAAUAAAAAGGUGAUAAUGAAGUGGAA
Molecule: messenger RNA, 439 nt
Organism: Pygoscelis adeliae (Adelie penguin)
Lineage: Eukaryota; Metazoa; Chordata; Aves; Sphenisciformes; Spheniscidae
Gene: RPL37A
Product: ribosomal protein L37a
Exons: 4
Coding region: 1-348 (115 amino acids)
Biological process (GO): translation
Cellular component (GO): ribosome
Molecular function (GO): structural constituent of ribosome
Source: RefSeq, a predicted model, not a curated record